AUGGCGCGGCAGAGUGACGCAGUGGGAUCGCGGGGUGCCGCGACAGGAGCGCCCCCGCCCCCGCCGCUGAGCGCGAGCGUGCGUGGGAUGCGCCGCAACUGGAAGUACGCGGCUAUCUGCCAGUUCCUCAUCACCUUUGACGAGGCGCUGCAGCUCGACGGGUUCACGACGCAGGGGCUCGAAGACGCGCUCGACCGCAUGCAGAUGUCGUACCUCGACGCGCUGUUUUUUAAGCUUCUGCACGCCUUGACGCAGGACCGCCACCUGACGGAGGAGAACUGGGGCGCGAGCCUCCGCACGCAGUGGAAUCGCCGCGCGGCGGACGACACGCCGCUCGUCCUGGGCACGGACGAGGAGCCGGUCGAGUGGACCGCGCUCACGCUCGACCAGCAGCUCGACACGCUGCAUGCGCUGUGCGAGUGGCAGCUCGAGAACCCGGACCGCCUGCGCCGCCUCGUCGGCACCGACGAGGACGCCAUCAGCUGGCGCGUCGACCCUGCGGGCUGGGACCGCGAGGGAAAUACCUACUGGCUCUUUGACGACAACCGCCUCUGGGUGCAGCGCGUGCCGAAGCGCGCGCCCAAGCGCAAGGCGGCGAAGCAGCCCAAGCGCCAGGCCAAGAAAAAGGCGGCGCCCCCACCGCGCCCGUCGGGACGCCGCUCGUCGCGCCUGAGCAAGGGCGCCGAGGCAGAGUGGGAGGAGGUGCCCCCAGAGAUCCUCAAGCCGGAGGACGUAUUUGACAGCGACUCGGAGUUGUCGCAGCCCCCGUCGGAGGACGAAAGCGAGUGGGUGGAAUUCGAGACGGUCUGCGUCUCGCUCCAGGAGUGGAAGGCGUUCCUGGAGAGGUUCGCCUCUCUCAAGCACCCAGACGAACGCGUUCUUUACAGCUACCUCGCCAAGGAAGUUUUCCCGCGUGUAGAAGAGGUGCUGGUCGCCGAGCAGCGCAAGCAGGCGCUCGAGGAGGCCAUGUCGCACCGGAAGCGCAGCAGCCGCAUCGCCAUGAAGGAGAGCGAGCGCGAGGUCAAGGAGCGCGAGCUCGCCGAGGCGCGUGCCGCACGUGUGCGCGCCGUGGCCGAGCUGCGUGAGCGCGAGGAGCGCGAGGCGCGUGAACAGGCCGAGACACACACACGCCGCUCGCGCGAAGAGCGCCUGCGCGACCGCGAGGAGCGCCUGCUCGCACGCGAGCGCAUGGCGAUCGAGCGCUCGCGCAGCGACACGCCCGCGGACCGCAGCGAGUCCGCGCUGGACCGCAAGGAUACCCAAGCCACCGACGCGUCCAGCGACUGGUUCCUGCACUGUGAAGUGUGUGGCGAAGACGCCAAGAACCCGCAGAAUGCAGAUAAUGUCGUGGCAUGCGAGCGCUGCGGCGUCUGGCAGCACACCGAGUGCUGGGACCGCAAGGACAAGGAGCAGGGACAGCCGCCGCGCAACUGGGACAAGGUCGACUUUUACUGCGGCGCAUGCCGCGAGCACUCGUCGCACUACCAGUCAAAUCAGGUGUAUACCACGCACCCGCAGUCGAUUGGCACGUCGCACAUGGGCAACAACAUGCCGGUCCAGGACCGACUGCUGAUGUUUAUGUCGACGCGCCAGCCGGUCGCGACCUCGGCACCGCUCACGCCGUCGUACAGGGCCGACUACCACGGGUCGGCCGCGUCGCACAAUACGUUCUUUGCGCCGUCGCUCGAGAUGGAGCCGUCGGGGCGCCACUUUAUGGGCCUGCCCCAGCUCCACUCGCAGCCCGUGAUGCCGAACGGGGCGAUGCCGAGCACAGCGCCGAAUAUGCCAAACAUGUCACCCAUUGCACUGCUGCGGCGCGGAAAUGGGGAGGCGAACGAGCUCCCGCAGGACCGCCAUGCGCCGCUCCUCGCGCAGUAUGCACAGGAGCCAGGCGGUGUGCGGCGCGUGCAGCCAAAAGAGGCCGGUGCGAGUGAGUCUACGGGUGCUACGUCGGAGCCUCGCGCGUCCGAAAACACGGCACCCGGCCGCACGGCGUCGGACACGCCUUCCGGCGAUGCGCCCCCGGCCGGCGCCGCUCCGCUUCCCCCCGUCUCGAUGGGUGCCCCUCUUUCGAUCUCUUCCCACGCCAGCGAAGGCACGCCGCGCUCCCAGCCAGUGGACGCACACCUGCAGGCCGUGACGGGCACGUCGCCGAAGCGUGCGGCGCCCUCGCGCUCGCCGCAGCGGUCGCCCUCUGGCUCAUUUCCCCUGCGCCGCAACACGCUCCCUUCGCCGCUGUCGCGUGCAAUCAAUCCGGCUGGCAGUGUCCCCCCCAUCCAGCUCGACACGCCCGCCGAAGCGCUCCCCUCUGCGCCGAGCGCCCCGCAUACCACCGUGUAG
Messenger RNA from Malassezia japonica, 2340 nucleotides. Its product is annotated as DNA-directed RNA polymerase. NCBI's taxonomy places the organism in Eukaryota, Fungi, Basidiomycota, Malasseziomycetes, Malasseziales, Malasseziaceae. Bases 1 to 2340 code for a protein of 779 amino acids. The record is from RefSeq and is a predicted model, not a curated record. Gene Ontology annotation, biological process: regulation of DNA-templated transcription. The transcript has a single exon. Gene Ontology annotation, cellular component: RSF complex.